AUGAAGCCAUCCUCUAUUUUCACCGCCUUUAGCAUCAUUCUUGCUGCUUCCGCCGCAGCUCUACCUGGUGCAGCUAUUUCCAAUGUAGCUGUGACUAAUACCACUCUUCUCGAAGGGCCUCCUCCCGGCGAAGAUCUACCCGACGCCUGGUGUUCGAUCCACGCGCCAGGAUUCGUUUUCGACUAUCAUGUCACUAUCCGAGAGGUCGACGACGUUGGCGCAUCCUUCGUUUACAAGAAAGGGCUCGAUUGGAAAUUCAGGGUCGGUCUGGGCUGCGAUAUGGGCUGUGUUCAAUCUGCAUUCUGGGAGGCAACCCAUAAUGCAUUUGGAGCAAUGGACGUCUCCGGGUGCGACAGCGGAUGA
Messenger RNA from Diaporthe amygdali, 363 nucleotides. RefSeq lists its product as uncharacterized. The transcript is spliced from 2 exons. The coding region runs from base 1 to 363 and encodes 120 amino acids. The record is from RefSeq and is a predicted model, not a curated record. NCBI's taxonomy places the organism in Eukaryota, Fungi, Ascomycota, Sordariomycetes, Diaporthales, Diaporthaceae.